AAGGGGAAGGAGGCCCGGCGACGGGGAGGGAUACAGGCGCCGCACAGGGUGAACGGGCGGGCCGGCUGGCCCAGUGGAAUCGCCGCGGUGGCCGAGAGUUUAGUGAGAGGCAGAGUAAGCUGGUGGCAGGCUGUAGAAUUGGAACAAACUAGGUCAGUUUCACGUGAUGUUCCUGCUCAGGGUGCAUUGAAAGUUAUAUAAUCUGGCACUGAUGUCCUUGCACAAUUUUGAAUGAUAGUGUCUAGAAAGGGUAUGUCCCUUAAGGAGAGAGGUGCCAAUGUCCAACCGGCCUAAUUACAAUACAGGGGGGUCACUGCGACGUUCACAGAGGAACACUGCCGGGGCCCAGCCACAAGACGAAGCAGCAGGAGGAAGAUCACAGUCAGAGGAGAGAAACCAGAUUCCAAGGACGACAACUGCUAAAGCAACAAAAUUGCAGUCAGACACUACCUCUGGUCAAUCCAGAGGGCGUGUGUCGCGAAGGAAUUCCAGGAGCUGUAGCUCUUCAUCGGUCGCAUCUGUGCCACAGCAAGAAGAUAGAAUUAGGUCUGAUAGACCCAAAACGGGACAAACUAAAAGGGACAACUCGAAAAGCAGCCUAAGAGGCGUAAAGCGUGGUCCAAGUCCUGAUUACAGCAGUUCAAACUCAACCUGCUCUGCGAAAAGAUCCAAAGCCCUUCAAUCCACUGAGAAUCCUACUGAAACGCAAAAACACAAGCUGCAAACUAAGUCCCCAAAGAAAAGGAAACCUGUGCAGGAUCAAAUAAGAACUGCUCCAGCAGCAUCAACUAGUAAGGCCCAGAGCAGAAAACAGACUGGGUCUGUUGGUGCUUCCCCUUUUCAAAAAAGGAAAAAGCUUGAACCUGCUGCAUCUAUAAGUGAUUCUCUGCCUGACUCGAUCAGUGCUGAAGAGAGAUCUGCUAAACCAACCAAGCUGGCUUCAAAAUCAGCGACCUCAGCCAAAGCUGGGUGCAGCACUGUCACUGAUUCUUCUUCCUCUGCCUCCACAUCAUCUUCCUCCUCUGCUGCUGUGCCUCAGGGAGCCAGGCUAAAACAAGGAAAAGAUCAGAAUAAAGCUCGUCGUUCUCGCUCAGCCUCCAGUCCCAGCCCUCGCAGAAGCAGUCGGGAAAAGGAGCAGAGCAAAACUGGUAGUUCCUCCAAAUUUGAGUGGGCUGCUCGCUUCAGCCCUAAAGUUAGUCUGCCAAAAGCAAAACUGUCACUCCCAGGAUCUUCUAAAUCGGAGACUUCAAAACCCGGGCCUUCAGGCCUCCAAGCAAAGUUAGCCAGCUUGAGAAGGUCUACCAAGAAGCGCAGUGAAUCGCCACCAGCAGAGCUCCCCAGUUUGAGGCGGAGCACACGGCAAAAGACCACGGGCUCCUGUGCUAGUACCAGUCGGCGAGGCUCUGGCCUGGGCAAAAGAGGAGCAUCUGAGGCUCGCCGACAGGAGAAGAUGGCAGAUCCUGAUAACAACCAGGAUGGAGCAAAUUCUUCUGCACGCACAGAAGACGUACCUCAAGGAGCAUCGGCGUCUAGUUCUGUUGCCGGAGCCGUGGGAAUGCCAACCUCUGGAGAGAGCGAGUCAGAUGAUUCGGAGAUGGGCCGAUUACAAGCUUUAUUGGAGGCACGUGGCCUUCCACCCCACCUUUUUGGUCCUCUCGGUCCACGAAUGUCCCAGCUUUUUCAUAGAACAAUUGGAAGUGGAGCAAGUUCCAAGGCACAGCAGCUUCUACAGGGUCUACAGGCUACUGGAGAUGAGAGCCAGCAACUUCAAGCAGUUAUUGAAAUGUGCCAGUUAUUGGUAAUGGGAAAUGAAGAAACCCUGGGAGGAUUUCCAGUGAAGAGUGUUGUCCCAGCAUUGAUAACUUUGUUGCAAAUGGAGCACAACUUUGACAUUAUGAACCACGCUUGCAGAGCAUUGACUUACAUGAUGGAAGCUCUACCUAGGUCAUCGGCUGUGGUUGUUGAUGCCAUUCCAGUCUUCCUUGAAAAGCUGCAAGUCAUCCAGUGCAUUGAUGUAGCUGAGCAAGCAUUGACUGCUCUGGAAAUGUUAUCACGAAGACACAGUAAAGCCAUCCUACAAGCUGGAGGAUUGGCUGAUUGCUUGCUGUACUUGGAAUUCUUCAGCAUCAAUGCACAGCGAAAUGCUUUGGCAAUUGCAGCAAACUGUUGUCAAAGUAUUACUCCUGAUGAAUUUCACUUUGUGGCUGAUUCAUUGCCUCUGUUAACUCAGAGACUGACCCAUCAGGACAAGAAAUCCGUUGAAAGUACUUGCCUGUGCUUUGCUCGACUGGUGGACAACUUCCAGCAUGAAGAAAAUCUGCUGCAGCAGGUAGCAUCUCGGGAUUUGUUGACAAACAUACAGCAGCUCCUGGUGGUGACUCCUCCAAUUCUUAGCUCUGGCAUGUUUAUAAUGGUGGUCCGCAUGUUCUCAUUGAUGUGUUCAAACUGCCCCACUCUGGCUGUGCAGCUGAUGAAGCAAAAUAUUGCAGAAACACUGCGUUUUUUACUUUGUGGCGCUUCAAGUGGCAGCUGCCAAGAACAAAUUGACCUUGUACCAAGAAGUCCACAAGAACUCUAUGAGCUUACUUCCCUUAUCUGUGAAUUGAUGCCUUGUCUACCCAAAGAAGGAAUUUUUGCUGUUGAUACCAUGCUCAAGAAGGGAAGUGCACAAAAUACAGAUGGUGCAAUAUGGCAAUGGCGUGAUGACCGAGGUCUGUGGCAUCCAUACAACCGAAUCGAUAGUCGCAUAAUAGAGGCGGCCCAUCAAGUGGGUGAGGAUGAAAUAAGCUUGUCAACAUUGGGUCGAGUUUAUACUAUUGACUUUAACUCUAUGCAGCAGAUCAAUGAGGACACUGGGACAGCCCGUGCUAUUCAGAGAAAACCCAAUCCAUUGGCCAACACGAAUACUGGUGGUCACUCUGAAACCAGGAAGGAUGAUGCACGUGCUCAACUAAUGAGGGAGGAUCCAGACCUGGCUAAAUGCUUUAUAAAGACAUUGUUUGGUGUGUUGUAUGAAGUGUAUAGUUCGUCAGCUGGACCUGCUGUCAGACACAAGUGCCUUAGAGCAAUUCUUAGAAUAAUUUAUUUUGCUGAUGCUGAACUUCUAAAGGAUGUUCUAAAAAAUCAUGCUGUCUCCAGCCACAUCGCGUCCAUGUUAUCAAGUCAAGAUUUCAAGAUCGUAGUAGGAGCACUUCAGAUGGCAGAAAUUUUAAUGCAGAAGUUACCAGAUAUUUUCAGCGUUUACUUCAGAAGAGAAGGAGUGAUGCACCAAGUGAAAAACUUAGCCGAGUCUGAGACUCUGCUGACCAGCCCGCCCAAGGCAUGCAGUAGUGGGAUAGGAAGUCUGGGCACAACGGCUACAAUUAGCACAGCUACAGCUGCAAGCAAUACCAUUCCUGAUCUAGGAUCUCCCAGCUUCCAAAGUAUGGACGACUCUUUGGAUUUAAGCCCCCAGGGACGAUUAAGUGAUGUCUUAAAGAGGAAAAGAUUGCCAAAACGUGUAACCAGGAGGACGAAGAAGUACUCGCCUCCAAGAGAUGAUGACAAAGUAGACAAUCAAGCAAAGAGUCCUACAGCUGCCCAGUCACCUAAAUCUUCCUUCCUAGCAAGUUUGAAUCCCAAAACAUGGGGAAGGCUAAGCACACAGUCAAAUAGCAACAAUGCUGAACCAGCACGCACUGCCGGAGUAAGUGGCAUUGCACGGGUCACCUCAAAGGAUACCAUGUCCAAUAACAGAGAGAAGAUAAAAGUGUGGAUAAAGGAACAAGCCCAUAAAUUUGUUGACCGUUACUUCACCUCAGAGAAUGUGGAUACAAGCAAUCCAGCACUGAAUGUUCUUCAGAGACUUUGUUCUGCCACUGAGCAACUAAGUUUGCAGGUGGAUGGAGGAAUUGAGUGCCUUUUAGAAAUUCGCUCAAUAGUCUCGGAGUCUGAUGUGUCGUCCUUUGAAAUUCAGCACAGUGGUUUUGUAAAACAACUGCUGUUGUAUUUGACGUCAAAAAGUGAUAAAGACCUUGUGAACCGAAAUGUCAGAUUGAGAAGGUUUCUUCACGUUUUCUACGGUUGUCCUCCUCCAGGAGACGAACCUCUUGAUCGACUUGAACCUCUUGGAAACGGGCCUUUGCUUGCAUUGGUGCACAAAAUGAACAAUUGUCUGAGUCAGAUGGAGCAAUUUCCAGUGAAGGUGCAUGAUUUCCCGAGUGGAAAUGGAACAGGAAGCAGGGGCUCCCAGGCUCUGAAAUUCUUCAACACGCAUCAGUUGAAAUGCCAGCUGCAGAGACAUCCGGACAGUACCAAUGUCAAGCAAUGGAAGGGUGGUCCAGUGAAGAUUGAUCCAUUGGCUUUAGUACAGGCUAUUGAGCGUUAUCUUGUUGUCAGAGGUGGUGGCUGCUUUAUUUCAGUAUUAAGCAGUAACAUUUUUCUCUCCUUUAUGUUAUGUGGAAGAAUACGUGAAGAGGAUGAAGAUAGUGAUGAUGAUGGCUCAGAUGAUGAAAUUGAUGAAUCAUUGGCUGCCCAGUUCUUGAAUUCGGGGAGUGUAAGGCACAGACUGCAGUUUUACAUAGGAGAUCAUUUGUUGCCUUAUAACAUGACUGUUUACCAAGCUGUCAGGCAGUUCAGUGUGCAAGCUGAUGAGGAAAGAGAAUCUACUGAUGACGAGAGUAAUCCAUUAGGACGGGCAGGAAUAUGGACGAAAACCCACACGAUAUGGUACAAACCUGUUAGAGAAGAGGAAGAAGGAAAUAAGGAUACAGUUGGUGGGAAGCGAGGAAGAGCUCAGUCUGCACCUACAAAAACCUCGCCCAGAAACGCAAGGAAACAUGACGAGCUGUGGCAUGAUGGUGUGUGUCCUGCAGUGGGAAAUCCUUUGGAAACCUACAUGAUUUCAAUUCCUCCAGAUGGUAUAACAUUUGAAGACCCAUCACUGGAUGUAAUUUUGCUUCUGAGAGUCCUUCACGCUAUCAGUAGAUACUGGUAUUACUUGUAUAAUAAUGCAGUUUGUAAAGAGAUUAUUCCCACGAACGAAUUGAUCAAUAGCAAAUUGACAGCAAAGGCUAACCGCCAGCUUCAAGAUCCUUUGGUUAUUAUGACAGGAAACAUACCAACAUGGUUGACAGAGUUGGGAAGGACCUGCCCAUUCUUUUUCCCAUUUGACACUCGGCAAAUGCUGUUUUAUGUGACUGCAUUUGAUCGUGAUCGAGCCAUGCAGAGAUUACUGGACACUAAUCCAGAAAUCAACCAGUCAGAUUCCCAGGAUAGCAGGGUUGCUCCUCGUUUGGAUAGGAAAAAGCGCACAGUGAACCGGGAAGAGCUAUUGAAACAAGCAGAAUCGGUGAUGCAGGAUUUGGGGAGCUCCAGGGCAAUGCUGGAGAUACAGUAUGAAAAUGAAGUUGGCACAGGUCUGGGUCCGACAUUGGAAUUCUAUGCACUUGUAUCUCAGGAACUGCAGAGAGCUGAUCUCGGUCUGUGGCGGGGGGAUGAAGUUUCACUGUCGCACCCUAAAGGCAUCCAAGAAGGGACCAAAUAUGUCCAUAAUCCCCGUGGCCUCUUCCCUGUUCCUUUUGGAAGAAACACAAAACCAGCAUAUGUCGCCAAAGUAAAAAUGAAGUUGCGAUUUCUUGGCAAGUUCUUGGCCAAAGCAAUCAUGGAUUUUCGACUGUUAGAUUUGCCCCUCGGCUUAUCAUUUUACAAGUGGAUGCUCCGACAGGAAAAUUCCCUUUGCUCCCAUGACCUUUUCAACAUUGAUCCAGUAGUAGCAAAAUCAAUUUGUCACCUUGAGGACAUCAUAAAACAAAAAAAGAAAUUGGAACAAGAUCGAUCGCAGAGCAAAGAAUGUCUUCAGCAAGCUCUGGAAAGCCUAAACAUGAAUGGCUGCUCUGUGGAAGAACUAGGCUUGGAUUUCACACUACCUGGGUAUGCUAAUGUUGAACUGAAGAAAGGAGGGAAGGACGCAGUUGUCACCAUACAUAAUUUGGAAGACUAUCUGAGGCUUGUGGUUUACUGGACCCUGAAUGAAGGUGUUUCCAAGCAGUUUGAAUCUUUUCGAGAUGGCUUCGAGUCUGUUUUUCCACUCCAUCACUUACAGUAUUUUUACCCAGAGGAGUUGGAUCAACUGCUCUGCGGCAGCAAGUCUGAAGCAUGGGAUGUGAAAACUUUGAUGGAGUGUUGCAGACCAGAUCAUGGAUAUAAUCAUGACAGCCGUGCAGUGAAGUUUCUCUUUGAAAUACUCAGUAGUUUUGAUGGUGAGCAACAAAGACUAUUUCUUCAAUUUGUAACUGGAAGUCCCCGGCUUCCUGUAGGAGGGUUUCGGAGUUUGAACCCUCCACUGACCAUUGUCCGCAAGACCUUUGAGUCUACCGAAAACCCUGAUGAUUUCUUACCCUCUGUAAUGACCUGUGUUAAUUAUCUCAAGUUGCCAGAUUACUCCAGUAUCGACAUAAUGCGUGAAAAACUUUUAAUAGCUGCCAGAGAAGGGCAGCAGUCGUUCCAUCUCUCCUGAUCACAGCAUCUGAAUCUUCAAGCUGCCUGUUACAACAAAUGACAAAAAUCAUGAUUUAUUUUCUAAGUAUAUCACUGCAUCAAGGCAAUGUGUACAGCGUACCUGUUGUAGAAAUGGCUUGGUAUGCUACAAUUCUUCAACAAAAAGACAUGGAUGGUAUAUUUAUUAAAAUAGCCCCUACGGACUGAAAUUGAAAAAGACCCCAAAGUUAAUGCAAGAUUUAAACAAAUAAAUUCAUAAAGAAAUUCUUGUUAAUUUAACAAUUAUUUGGGUGCAGUUUUUAAAUCGCUUUUUUGCUGUGUGGUAUUCAAAUUCAAAAGAAUGGGAUGUUUAUCUUCCAGGAUGACGGAACAAUAAAAUGUCACUGUGCAGUUUGAUAUUGGUGUGUAUAUCCAUCUGGAGCUUACAUUUCUGGUGAUUUUUUUUUUUUGUUUCCAAAGAUUAAUAUGUACAAACAUACAGAAAUGACUCGCUUAUACCUUGCAUAAAAUAAUUUAACCUCUGGUUAGUGUCAUUUGCAUUUUUCUUGUCAAUCUUCGCCCUCUCCUUCAUCUGGUUUGUCUUUUUCUGUUUAACUCAUCUGCACUUGUGUGAUGUAACAUAGGGUUCUGCUUUUGUGUGUGAUGUUUCCUAACCCCACGAUGCAACCAUAGGUUAAGGUGGGAGCUUGAAGAUUUAAGCUUUACUUAACCGACAUCGCCCUCAAUUGUAUCAUAGUCUAAAAUUUAUUCCUCUUUACAAUAUUCAGAUUCUAGUACUUGCCCAUAGUUUUAUUGUGAAACAAUAGGACUGUUGGCAGAAGCCUUUAAUCACACACUAGAAUUGUUUACAGAAUGAUUUCAGGCAACAAUUCUCAACAAUACUGAGGAAACUUUUUCUUUUUAACCCCCUUAAAUUCGGUAGUUUAAACCAAUGUCAAGCUGGUUAGUCUGUUAUUUAAGGGUGUAAAACUUUAAAAGAAAAGUUCCACUUGCUGUUAUAGUUGGACAGUUGCUUUAUCUUGUUUAAUUUACCUUGUUGUAGUUCACUUAAUUGUUUUUGCACUGCUAGCUUUGAACAAAAGUAAUAGUUGAGCUCUCUUGGUUUGAUAAGGAUAGUGCACCCUGUAAACAAUGCUCUGUCCAACUGUUCAUGUGCUGGUUUCUGAAAUCUGCAAUAACUACUUCAUCAGGUUAAUGUUUUUACCUGAACAUAAAUAAAUAAAAUGUUUGACUCAG
Messenger RNA from Leucoraja erinaceus (little skate), 7713 nucleotides. RefSeq names its product thyroid hormone receptor interactor 12 (gene trip12). Gene Ontology annotation, biological process: protein polyubiquitination; DNA damage response; regulation of double-strand break repair. Gene Ontology annotation, molecular function: zinc ion binding; ubiquitin protein ligase activity. Lineage: Eukaryota; Metazoa; Chordata; Chondrichthyes; Rajiformes; Rajidae. The record is from RefSeq and is a predicted model, not a curated record. Bases 278 to 6496 code for a protein of 2072 amino acids. Gene Ontology annotation, cellular component: nuclear speck. The transcript is spliced from 43 exons.